Molecule: messenger RNA, 1799 nt
Organism: Stylophora pistillata
Lineage: Eukaryota; Metazoa; Cnidaria; Anthozoa; Scleractinia; Pocilloporidae
Product: prosaposin
Biological process (GO): sphingolipid metabolic process
Cellular component (GO): lysosome
Source: RefSeq, a predicted model, not a curated record
CGCUGUAAAUUGACAUUACGUACAAAAUUUGCUUCCGUAACUCUGAGAGCAGUAUUUCCAGGCGUACUCAGACGAAUUCGUAAAUAUGUCGUUCGCUUCUAUAGUUUUUGUGCUUUUCGUUGCCUCAGCCAGUGCAUCUCCUUUGGGACAAGAGAAAUGUUCAUGGGGUCCCUCAUACUGGUGUGCAAAGUACAAACAAGCUGUAGAAUGCAAUGCAUUGGAACACUGUCGUACAAAAGUUUGGUCGGUUAAAGAGGAGGUUGCUUGUGAUGUCUGUAAAGAACUUGACCCUUUGCUCAGAGGAUACCUGGAGCAAAAUGCAACUCAAACAGAGCUCAUUACUCUAUUAGAGGAAGUUUGUGAGAAGUUUGGUGGAUCUUAUGCAUCAAUGUGCAAAUCCUUAAUUGAUCAGUAUGAACCACUGCUCAUUAACACCAUUUUGGAGUACUUGGCUGAUCCUCAGCAACUUUGUACAAUGUUGGGAUUAUGUUCAAGCAAGGUGAAACAAGUUGAAGCCAAGCUCAUCUUCAAGCCCUUGCAGAAACAGAUGAAAACACUGAUGACACCUCUCGUUCUUGCUGCCAAGCACAAGUCAGCUGUUGUCAAAUCCAAACCUUUCAAGGCUUCUCCUCAGUGUAUUUUGUGCGAGUUUAUCAUGGACAAACUUGAUUCCAUUCUCAAGCAGAAUGCAACUCGGCAAGAAAUUGAGGAUGCUUUGGACAAAGUUUGCAGCUACUUACCAUCUUCAAUCUCUGCUGAGUGUACACAGUUUAUCAAUCAGUAUGGUGAUGCAAUCUUGCAAAUCCUUGCUCAAGAACUUGAUCCAAAGGAAGUUUGUACAGCACUUCAAAUUUGUACUAGUGAGGUGAAAGGUAAAGCCAUGGAGAAGCCAAAGGUCCAUCUUCCUAACAGCAAUGAGACUUGUAAAAUUUGUGAAACUGUCAUGACUGUCUUGAAGGUGUUUCUGGCAGACAAUGACACUCAGCAAGAGAUUAUAAAUGCAUUGAAAACAUUUUGUGGCUAUCUGCCAGACCAGAUUGCUUCUGAGUGCACUGCAGUUGUUGCUGAGUAUGGGCCAGCCAUUCUGAAUCUGAUUGCGGAUAGUGAUCCUGCAACCCUAUGUGAGGAAAUUGGAUUAUGUUCUGCCUUCAAUAAAGUGGCAUUGAAAAAGGAGGGCAAAUUCUGUUUCCUUGGUGCCUCAUACUGGUGUCAAAACAAGUUCAAUGCAAUCCAAUGCAAUGCUUUGAAACACUGCACAGACCAUGUGUGGAACUGAGGCAAAACGUAUUCAAAGAAGAGAGCCUUUUGCUUCAAUUUUUUUUGUACUGGUGAUUAAAAAUUAGAAGUAGCUUAUUGCUGCCUUAUUCUUUCCCUUCAGAGAUUGAACUUUCAUACAUCAUUUUCUUUUAGGAUAAAGGUUAAGAUAGUGCAGAAAAUGCCUGUGUGAUUCCUAUCUCUCAAUGAUUCGCGCGGAGGUUAUAUUCUUUGAAUUUGAUAUUUGUUGAGGCAGCAAGCCAGCUCUCGUCGCCAUGGGUGAGGAGCUACUUGCCUCAGCCUUUUGGUAAACCUUUGAUCUAAUUAACUACUGUCGUCGCUUAACCACUUUUGCAUGUUUUGUGCAGCGCUUGUUCUUAAUGACAUAGUGACAUCCAAAAACAGUCGAGGGUGUUAUGUUGAGAACAACACUCGGAAAUAAGAUUCCACUGCAUUAUUUUUACGAUAAUUACCUUGUAAUGGAAACACCACGUAGUUUUUUUAUUUGCCUGAAAUAAAAUGGCAAUGCCGCUUUUUUAAAAGUU